Molecule: messenger RNA, 614 nt
Organism: Saccostrea cuccullata (small rock oyster)
Lineage: Eukaryota; Metazoa; Mollusca; Bivalvia; Ostreida; Ostreidae
Exons: 2
Coding region: 12-461 (149 amino acids)
Source: RefSeq, a predicted model, not a curated record
ACAACGUGUUUAUGUGUAUUGAGAAAUUAGUUGUAUACUCGAAGAUGGGGGAAACUUUUGGCGAGAUUACAGAUGAAGAACUGAAUGCGGCUUUUAAUCGGGUUAAAGUCAAGGUUAAUGGUUAUGAUGUUAUGAGAGAAAGUUACUACGAAAUUCGUGAUGGGAUUGGUGACAUAGUCAAGACGUGCUCAACAAAUGUGAAAGUUGUCAUCUAUGUGAAUGAUGUACUAGAUAGUCCCAUAACAGUGAAAUCAGGAAAUGCCGAAAACAGACUUAGAAUUACAAUCAAAUCAGGCGGACGGGUGUCCUACAGUUGGACGAAGGAAACUUGGGGGAAAGUAUUUAGAGAUGCUUGGAAUGGAAUAAAGUCCCUUCUCCAAAGAAUAAUUACGUUUAUUGCAUCCAAUGCAAGAACUCUUCUUGGACUUGGACAGGCGGCUUUGGCGGCAAUCGGCUUUUAAAAAUGUUUCUAAGGCGGAUAAUGAUCUUUUUACAUUUCAAUCAAAAAAAAAAUAUUAAUGUAAUUUUUGAAAAUCUGUACAUGUAUUAUAAUACAUUGGAUAAUUGUAAUAUAAAUUACCAUUGUUUAUUUACCUUUCAACAUUAAAAGAUUC